CCGCCAAAUCUGACUGACGGGCGCGAGGCAGCAACGGGAUCCAGGCAGAGGGAGUGUGUGGGAGAUGCCGCUAGAAUAAAAUUAACUUAGUCUUAAAAGUAAUACAACCCAGUCAUCGUUAUAUUUGCAUGAUAUUAGUGUUACUCUGGAAGACCUGUCAAUAUUGCUACUUCAUAUGGUUUUGUGUUAAUGCAACGCUUUUCCGCACAAGGAUAUCAAAAGUGAGGGAAGUUCUCGGAUGGUGAUGCUGGCGGCGGAAGAUCCAUCCGUGGACGGGUAUUUAGCAUCCACUCCACGGAGGAGAGGUAUGGAUGGCAAAGUCAAACCCAGCAAUGCUAACAAGAAGCUUGUUCAGGCUCGUCUUCCAUUCAAGCGUCUAAACCCAGAGCCCAAGGAGACCAGUGAGCCCAAAAGGACCUGCACCCUUUCCCGGCCUGGGCUCUCAGAUGGGGAGAAUGAAUCCGAUUGCUCCCCCCUACCUGUGCGCCAUGGACCGGCCCUGGUUAACGGCCGCGGCCCCCUGGAUGGAUUCAUGAGUCGCAGUACCCAAGRGUCCCCUGCCAAAAGCAUAGUUAUUGAUCUCACUGAGGACUCCAAUUCAACUGACCUUUUAAAGCAGCAACCUGCGACACCCAUUGUUGCCCCGUGUCCUCAGACACAAAACAACCACCUGAGCAAAACCCUAAGUGCUGUAACAGCCACCAAAACAGAUCACACUGCCAAGACAGAGCCCAUAGACUACAAGCUGGGGGAUGAACAGAAGGAUGAGGAGAAGGACAGGGGGGGCACUGGAUCCAUCUCACAGUUAGACACCACACAGGGUUCUGACACGGAAGAGGAGGAGGAAGAAGAAGAGGGGGAGGAUGAAGAACAAGAGGAGGCUGAUAUGUCCAGUCAUGGGAAUGGGUCCAUGCUUUCUCCUUCAUCCACCAMCUCUCUGUCAGCGGCCGAGAGCUCCCCAGAGGCUGCUAAGACAGAGAACACUCCUACUGUCACAGAGCCAAAUACCACCCCUAAAAUAGAGCAGAAAACUGUGAAAAGACUAUCUUUAAAGAGUUUGCAGGAGCAAGAGGAGAGGCUACACCAGCGCAAAGAGAGAGAGCGGCAGCGGGAGGAGGCUAAAGAUGCUAAAGAGAAGAAGAAAGAGGAGGCUCGCAAACUGAAGGAGGAGCGGGAGAAGGAAAGAAAGGAGAAAAAGAAGAAAGAAGAGUGUGAAAAAAGAGAGAAAAAGGAGAAAGAGGAAAAGGAAAAAGCAGAGAAAUUAAGAGCGAAAGAGGAGCAACGCAAAUCGAAACAAGAGGCAAAACUUGAAGAAAAGAGAAAGAAAGAGGAGGAAAAACGGUUGAAAGAAGAGAAGGAUAGGCUCAAAGCAGAGAAAGCCGAGAUCACAAGAUUUCUACAGAAACCCAAGACUCCCCAGCAGGCCACAAAGACCCUUGCGUCUGCCUGUGAAAAGUUUGCCCCGUUUGAGAUAAAGGAGCACAUGUGUCUGGCGCCGCUGACCCGAGUCCAAUGUGCGGAGGCGGUCCUGGAGGAACUGGACAGGUACCUGGCUAAACCUGAUGGAAGCCUGGAUGGCCUGAGUGACUGGACCAGAAAUAAGCCCCGCAGAUCAGGCCAGACCAAGGCCAGAAGCACAUACCCUAUGAGGGAGUGUAUAGCGGUGGUGGAGGGGCCCAAACCGGACGGUGUGCCUGACCGGCAGCACUACGGCCGCAUGAAGCUCCUUCAGUUCCGUGAGAACUACCGGCCUGCCUACUGGGGCACGUGGAGGAAAAACAGCCCCCACAUCUCCCCUCGCUGCCCUCUCAGACAGGACAAGGACCUGUUGGAUUAUGAGGUGGACAGUGAUGAGGAGUGGGAGGAAGAGGAGCCAGGAGAGUCCCUGUCACACAGUGAAGGGGAGGAUAAUGAUAAUGAUGGAGGUGAAAAUGAUGACGAUGAUGAGGAUGGUUUCUUCGUACCACAUGGAUACCUAUCAGACGGGGAGGGGGCAUUGGAGGAAGAGGAGGGUGGCGACCCAGAGAAGCAGAAGGUGCGUCAGAAGCUGAAGGCCCGGGAGUGGGAUGAGCUGAUGGCCAAGAAGAAGGUUAAGGUGCUAGAGGCUGUGGUGAGGGGCUGUGUGUGGGAGGGACAGGGUCCCCAUCUGGAGCUCUUGCAGCAGUUUGCGGUGUGCCUGCUGGAACCCCUGCCCAAGCCAGAGUCCUCCACCCCAGAGGACAACACACAGAAACUGCAACAGAAACUACAAGAAGAUGAGCAGCUGCUGUUCCAGUUGUUGCCCCUGCUACAUGGAAAUGUGAACAGUAAUAAGGUGAUCAUCACAGAGUUCCAGGUGUUUUGUCGCCAGCAGUCGACCUCGCCCAUCUCCAGCCCUCAGAACUCAGGAGACAACAUCCCCACCAGGAUCCGUCUAAAGCGCCUUAUCAAGGGGAAUGCUGUGUAUGAGAAGCGCUCAGCCUUCAGACGCUGCUGCUGGUACGUCAAAUCAGACGUCCUGGCUCGCUUCCUCCAGGAGGCCCUCCCUGUACCCUGCCAGUGGAACUACCUCACUUCAGGGACCCAUGUGCCCCGUGAAGAGGCCCCAGUGGCCACAGGCUCACAGGGCAACUCCCCAACCACCCACCAGCCGUCCCACACGCCAUCCUCCAAGACCCCCUCCUCCAACAAGAGGAAGAGUGCCGGCAGCAUGUCCAUCACCAAGUUCAUGAAGAAGGCUGCCGACCCUGAGCAGGCGGAGGCGAUGAAGACAGAUGGGUUCCAGGCAGACACAGAGGAAGAUGAGGAUGAAGCAGACUGUGUCAUAAUCAGCACACAGAAAGGAUCUUCCAGAAAAGAUACCUCCCCCACAGAGAACGAGAGCACAGAACAAAUGGAGGUGACCCCCUCUGACACAGCUGCUCUCUUCUUGCCUCGGGCCACUCCCACCCUGGCCUAAGGACUGCCCCCUGACUCUGGGUGUGUGCGUUUGUCAGAAAUAGAAUCAGGUCUUCAAUCAAGAUAACACACUGGUAGUGGCACACAUGCCACCCACACGGUAUUACAACCCCUCUCUGCUCCGUUAAGUACCAGACAGUGCCUGUGAAAAGGAAAGUGUCUGACAAAGAAACUCAUUGGUGUAUUUUGUUCCAYUGUUAAACCAUUCAUUACUUGGUUCAGUUGGAAUGUCAGACAUGUUUAUAUGGAUGUCUUUGCUUGGUGAGGAGUUGGAGAUGGCUCAGACAGUCAAGGCUCUUCUACCACAGCCGAUUGGGUGGACCAGUGCCCACUGAAGUAGUUGCUGUCUGCUUCACCGUAGGCCCAGUAACUUUUAUAUAUGUAUUUGUUAAAAAAAAUAUAUACUUGAACUGGUUGAAUUAAUUAAAAAUAAAUAAUGAUUAAAUGUACUGCACUUUUAUAUGCCCUCCCCCUGCCUUAUCUGGAUCCCUUUAUCAACACGCUACCACUCAUCCAUCCUUUCAGGAAGUACUUCAUGUUUAGUUAAUGGGUUUCAUUCAAUAUGGCAAGUGCUGAUGUCUUUCAGGCUGCUAACGUAGUGCUUAUUGUACUAUUCUAAACCUCUAUUUUGUGUUAAUAAUGGUUGAGGUGGAAUAGUAAAUGGCUGUCCAAUAUUAAAAACAUUGCGGUUUGCCUUACAUUUUUGUGGCAGAGAAUGCUCUCCUGUCACAACUGUUGCAGUUUGCAGGUAUGAUUUAAGGUGUCUCAAUUUCUUUAAAUAAAGCAUUAUUUAAAAAUGAA
Messenger RNA from Salvelinus sp. IW2-2015, 3738 nucleotides. RefSeq names its product chromatin assembly factor 1, subunit A (p150) (gene chaf1a). The record is from RefSeq and is a predicted model, not a curated record. Gene Ontology annotation, cellular component: nucleus; CAF-1 complex. NCBI's taxonomy places the organism in Eukaryota, Metazoa, Chordata, Actinopteri, Salmoniformes, Salmonidae. Gene Ontology annotation, biological process: nucleosome assembly.